Messenger RNA from Rotaria sp. Silwood2, 1651 nucleotides. The record is from the annotation of a GenBank genome assembly. NCBI's taxonomy places the organism in Eukaryota, Metazoa, Rotifera, Eurotatoria, Philodinida, Philodinidae.
AUGGCGACAGCUGAUAUUGAACGACAUGACUUCAACCAACAAUUAAAAUUAUUCUAUACAGAAAUAAAUGCAUUCAAGAAACCAGAGUGUCUUGCAACCAUUGAAAAAUCAUCAAUCGGAUCCACUUACUUAUCUGCCCAUAGGCAAUUGGAUGAAUAUGAAAGUUUAUCUAUUCAACACCAGCUGCAUUGUAAAAUGUCGCAUCCAUUUUAUAAAGUUCUCUUCGUUGGCACGGUCAGAUUUACAGUGUCAGAUGGAAAAAUGCUUGACGAUGGAUGUGUUGCUUUUGAAGAUGGUCAAGGUACUUUAGAAGCGGGUUUUAUUCGUGCAAUACAACAUAGUAAUUGUUCAAACAUGGAGACAGUGAUCUAUGUGGAAAAGUUCAUCAUCCAGAAAUGUCUUGCAGUAAACAUCGAUGUCGCCAAUCAAUCUUCACCAGUCAACAUCAUCUGUUCUGAUUUUGUCUUUAUUCGAUAUCGGGUCAAAUCGUACCAAUUAGUCCUAUUAACUUAAUCGAGAAGCUGUCGUACAUACAACUGAGUACGAAAGAUUUUAUCAUUAUACGUUAUCCCAAUUUGUUAGAAAGCUCCUAGUAAAUUCAUUGAUGACUCUUUCUUCUCAAAUCCCAACUUAGUUGUCAUACACAUAUAUAUUAAAUAAAGAUUAUUAUAUUCUUCAAACAUCUUGGUUCUCUCCUUCAAGUAUUCAAUAGAAAUUCAGUCUAAAAGUCACAUGAUGUACAAAUUGCAAAAACUAUGUCAUUAAUUUGCUCUUAACUCAGCAACAAAAAAAAGUGUAGCAUGUCUAAUUUAAGAGUAACAAGACUAAUGCAGUGAUUUUUAUUUUUCAAGAAUAGACAAUUUAACGGAAUGAAAAUGAUGGAAAAGUAAUGAAAGUACUGUUAUUAUUAUAGUUUUGCAAAAAAAAUCAAGAUUACCUGAUAAAAAUGAUGAAAAAGAAAUAAAACUAAUGCAGUGAUUUCAGUUUUUUAAAAUAGACAAAUUAAUGCAGUGAAAAUGAUGUAAAAGUAAUGAAAUUAAUGCAGUGAUCUUAAUUUUUCAAGAAUAGACAAUUUAAUGAAAUAAAAACGAUGCAAAAAUAAUGAAAGUACUGUUAUUAUAAUGCUUUUGUAAAAAAUUAAGAUUAUCUGAUGAAAAUCAUGAAAAAGAAAUAAAACUAAUGCAAUGAAUUCAAUUUUUUAAGAAUAGACAAUUUAAUGAAGUGGAAAUGGCUCAAAAGUAAUGAAACUAAUGCAAUGAUUUUAAUGUUUCAAGAAUACAGAAUUUAAUGGAAUAAAACUGAUGCAUAAAUAAUGAAAGUACUGUAAUGAUUAUAGUUUUGUAAAAAAUCAAGAUCGUAUGAUGAAAAUGAUGCAAAAAAAUAAAACUAAUGCAAUGAAUUCAAUUUUUUAAGAAUAGGCAAUUUAAUGAAGUGAAAAUGAUGCAAAAGUAACGAAACUAAUGCCGUAAUUUUAAUAUUUCAAGAAUAGAGAAUUUAAUGGAAUAAAAAUGAUGCAAAAAUAAUGAAAGUACUGUAAUGAUUAUGGUUUUGUAAAAAAAUCAAGAUCAUCUAAUGAAAAUAAUGCGAAAAAACUAAAACUCGUGCAAUGAUUUUAAUUUUUCUGAAAUAGACAAUUUAAUGGAAUGAAAAC